AUAGGAGGAGACGGGGGUGUAGCACUGACCAAUCAGCAUGAGGGGAGGAGGUGUGGCCACCCCCUGACUAUCAUGGCAGCUGCAUCUCUCAUUCUCACAGUCACUGUACAGAGACGCCUGAGAACAGAACGUACAGAAUUCAGUUGUAAAGAAACCAUUUACUGAUUAUGUGAUAGCAGACAUCCCCGCGUGUCAGGAGGACUGAGCAGGACUAAGAGCCCCAUCACGGUGCCUCCACCUCACUCACUGAUACAUGAGAGGCACAAUGACCAGAAGAUCCUGGAACUCACCAACAAGAUCAUUCAUCUGCUGACUGGAGAGAUUUAUCGGAGAUCAGGAAUAAACCCAAAACAUUUCCCGCCGCUAUUUCUUCAUUGAGUGUCAUCAAUAGUCUGAUCCAACAGUUCAGAUCUAAAGUCACAUAGUAAAUACAGUAUAAAGCAUGAACAAGAAAGUGUGAGGAAAAUAAAAACGGGGAUUCAAUAUCACAUAAAGACCCAGGUCUCUCUGAUUCAGAACACGUAUCGGACGGCGGAGAUUCUGCCGUCACAGAAACAUACGUAGAAGAUCUCACAGACAUGUCUUCUCCUGAAGAUGGAAAUCUCCCAGGCUCUGAUACAGAAGAGUCAUGUGGAGAUGAAAAUCCCACAGAUUUGGAUACAGAAUGGUCAUACGAAGGUGGAAGUCCAACAGCAUCAAAUGGAGAGUCUUCUGAAGAAGGAAACCCCCGAGAGGCUGCUACCAAAGACACAUCCGUAACUAAGCAGAGAAAGAGGACUGCUGAUAAAGCAAGACCGGGCACAGAGAGAGGGUACGCGUGUCCUGACUGUGAUGUAAGGUUUCCUAGCAACUCCGACCUUGUCAGACAUAAGCAGAGUCACAGAGCCGGAGGUGCGUAUAAGUGUAGUCACUGCGGGAAAUGCUUUGAUUCAAAAACAAAGUUGACCAGACAUGAGCGACACCACAACAGAAAGAUCAAAUGUCCUGAAUGUGGGAGAUGUUUUUCCGGUAAGGCCUAUCUAAUAAGACAUCAGAGAUCCCACACAGGCGAGAAGCCAUUUCAGUGCUCUGAAUGCAAAAAGUGUUUUCCCAGGAAAUGCUCUCUAAUCCGGCAUGAGAGAAGCCACACGGGCGAGAAGCCUUACUCAUGUGCGGAAUGUGGGAAACAGUUUACUAGUAGUCAGACAUUGGUGGAGCAUGGAAGAAGUCACACCGGAGAGAAGCCAUUUCCAUGUUCUGAGUGUGGGAAGUAUUUUACCAGCAAAAAAACCCUCACGAGACAUCAUGCAUAUCACACUGGGAGAAAUCUGUUUUCAUGUUCUGAGUGUGGAAAAACAUUCAAUCAUAGACCAAACCUUGACAGACAUUUAAGAACACAUACAGGUGAGAAGCCGUUUCCAUGCUCUGAGUGUGAGGAGCGAUUUUCCAGCCGUCCUCAGCUUUUAGUGCAUCAAGCAGUUCAUACUGGUAAAACAAUUAUAUGCUCAGAAUGUGGGAAAUCAUUCCCUUCUCGGUCAUGUCUGUAUGCGCACAGAAAAACUCACACAGGCGAGAAGCCAUAUUCAUGCUCUGAAUGUGGGAAGUGCUUCAGUAUGACAUCAAAUCUCAUUCGGCAUGAGAGGACUCACACUGGAGAGAAACCAUUUGAGUGUUCGGAGUGCAUGAAGGCUUUCAACUGUAUGUCCCAUCUUAACCGGCAUAAAAAGACCCACACUGGUGAGAAACCGUACUCAUGUCCUGAGUGUGGGAAAUGUUUUACAGACAACUCAACUCUACAACGUCACAAAUUAAUUCACACAGGAGAGAAACCGGUUUCUUGUUCUGAGUGUGGAAAAUGCUUCCACGAUCAGAUAGGUUUACGUCAGCACCAGAAAACGCACAUAGGGCACAAACCUUACUUGUGUUUAGAGUGCGGGAAUUAUUUUGCCAAUAAAUUCAAUCUUCAGUUACACCAAACACUUCACACGGGGGAAAAGCCGUUCCCAUGUUCUGAGUGUGGUCAAAGUUUCCGACGGAAUUGCUUUCUCAAGGCUCACAUGAAGACUCACUAUGGAGAAGAGGUUGAGUGAUCUUGUUAAUGGUGGGACUUUCUUUAUUGAAGUGAAUAGAGAUACAUGUGACCAGUGGAAUGAAUAAAAUCAGCUUACACUUUAUGUAUUCUUAGAAGCAGAGUAAUACUUAGCUACAUAUACUAUUCAGACAAUACAUCUCAUUCAGCUUUGUUGAAUAAGGUGUGGUUCCCAGGGAGCUUUAGCUGUCUUCUGACAUCUGGCUAGUCACACAAUAAACAUCAGCUAUAUAACUGCAGUCUGAAGUCCUGCGAGGCUGAGGCUAUUGUAUUCCCCGUAUUUAACAUGGAAUCUGGGUAAUUUUCUCUCCAUAUUAGGUUAAAAUCUGCAGAAGUAGAUGUUUCUGUAUUGAGCCUUGUUGAAUUAUUACCAUGAAUUUAGAUGAAAAGAUUCCCAAAAAUCUGUGCGUAUUAGACACCCCAUAGACUUACCUGGUGAUGUGAUGUUCAUGUCUAAAAUUCAGGUGGUCACCAGAGAAACAUUCUCUGCAUCUGCCGAACCACCAGAUGUUCUACUUGUUGGGCCACAUUGGAUACUGUAGCUGUCCAGAGAGGCAGGUUUGGGCUGAGUGUGGCCAGCUUAUCUUUGCUCUGAGAACAUCAUCCAGGUCACCAGAAUCUUAUUACUCUCUAAUUUCAGAGACAGGAAUAAGAUUCUGCCAUUGUCCCAGGAAAAGAAGAAGCCUCAUCUGAAAACACCCAGGGGUUUCUGGCUCUCUGAUUAUUUGGAUAAUGUAUAGACUUACAGAUCAAGAUGUCAACAGUCACAGUGGUCUGUUCCAGGCUACAUGAUUAUAGCCCAACAAAUGACAUGCUAUUUUCAAUCAGAUGAAGGACUUAAUACACUGACCAAGGUUAUCACCCGGCCUCUUCAGAAGAAGCUUCAUCCAGGCUCUAUACUCUUCCCCCCCCCCCCCCCCCCCAAUAUAUAUUUUAUUGAGGUUUGCAAAGUACAGAGAAAGAAAAAGGAAGUAGCAAAAAAUAGCAUGGGGUCCAGUCAAUACACCAAUCCCAGUUACACCAUAGAUUAACCAUAAGCAAAAAUGGUGGAGCCCGAGGUAAAACCUCACAUUUUCCAUUUUCUGAUACAACAUACCAAAAUUGUGGACAAUAAAAUUAUACAAAUCGUAUAAAAAUUACUUUGCAGUAUAAACAAUCGCCCAUCAGAUAUAAGAAUAGAACAAAAAUACAAACAGUAUAACAUUCUAAUGUGUCCUCGUCAGGGAACACAAAAAAACAACAACCCGUAAACAAACAGAAAAAUUAAAAUAAAAUAAAAUAGUACCUGCCUAGGCUAAGGGACCGCCGACCCAUCCAUGGAGACAUCAUCAGAGCCAGAGAAAAUAUGAGGUUGAUGGAGAAACAGAAAACGGGAUGAGAAGAGGGGUGUAUACGGCAACGGUGGGUAGUGGAGACUAGUGCGUGAAAGGGAUAAGAAGUUGAUAAGAAGAAGGGGGAAAGAUGGGAGAGCAGAGGGAGCGAGGUGGCUAUGGGAGAGAGAUCGGGGGGUCAUCAGUCAGGAGUUGUAGGCCAUACCAUGCGGUGCAGCUGAAACACUGCUGAAUAGCUAAUUUUGUCAGAGUAGGUAGCUUGUGUAUGAAUCGACCCCAGCAUUGAAAUAGUGCAGGAGUCAGUAUUUCCUUAUUGAGAGAUGUUUCCAACCAGUCCAUUGUGAACAGGAAAAGGAGCCUAGAGGUCACUAAAGGUAAUGUGGGACGUGAGUCGUGGAUCCAUUGUUGAAGUAUAGCUUUCCUGCCUACCGCUGAGAGAAUCACUACCAGUUUCGCAUCCUGGGAAGGGAGAUCGGUCUGAACACGAAUAUGUCCAGGCUCUAUACUCUUGUUCCUUCACUUAUUUUAGAAAUACAUGGCAAGAUCAUAUUAUAGUGUCCAUUUCUUAGUAAAAUGACCACUGAUACUUAUCGGAUACUGGUGCCAUUAGUAGAGUCAGAAUAUAAUGGGCCUUAAUGGUUUUGGUGGGUCACUGCUACACCACCUGAUUACUAUACCUUGCCCUUUCUCCUUCUCUUGCAGCCAUGUGUCCAACUGCUCCUCUGCCACCCCACCUGAUUUACCCAAUUCAACUUCAAACUUAAUAUGACCAAAUGUAAGCUAGCUAUCUCCCCCUCAAAGUUGAUUACACAAUCUUCCUGCUCCCCCACACACGCUUUUUUUCCCCAUAAAAACAUUGUUGUUGACUAUUGAUGGGCAGAUAUCCUAGAUCAGUGGUUCUCAAACUCGGUCCUCAGGUCCCCACACAGUGCAUGUGUUGCAGGUAACCCAGCAAGUGCACAGGCGUAUUAAUUACUCACUGACACAUUUUAAAAGGUCUGCAGGUGGAGCUAGUUAUGUCACUUGUGAUUCUGUGAGACCUGCAAAACAUGCACCGCGUGGGGUCCUGAGGACCGAGUUUGAGAACCUGUGUCCUAGAUGGACAGAGCGGCGGCUCAUGUAAGGGCUUUGACGGGAGGUUCUUCCAGCUGCUCAAGACCUGGAGGUGUUCCAGAGCUAUAGCAUUUCUCUUCUCCAUCAGUGAAAAUUGCCUGUUGGACUUCCAGUGAUAAGUAGCCGCCCCUGUGACUGCAUAGUCCCCUUUCCUCAGCAGUACUAAUUUACUUACUGUAGGGUUUUGUUUUUUUACAUUAUCUUAAGUCAGAUCCUUUUUGACUUUUUUGAUACUACUUCGUACAUGAGCUUGGCACUACCUGUUGAGCUAGGCGCACUACAAAGCUUUUUACCAAUCAAUUGAGAGAAGGCCAGGCUAUUGCAGACUUUGUCUUGUGAGUGCAACAUUUUUACACUAAUAAUACUAAUAAUAGUUUUAUUUAAAAUAGCGCUCUUACUCCAACAGGACUCAAGGCACUUUACAGACAUCAAAAACAAUGUAAUACAGCAAUAGAGGAAGCCACACAGACCUAAAAAGUAAACCUAGAGCGCACAGAAAGCAUAAUGCAGUAUUUGGUGUAGGAAUUUUGGGUAAUAACUUCCACAAGUUGUGUUUUCCACCCUUACAAGGCACCAGGUGAGUCAGCCAUCUUGGGUGCACUGUGUAGGAUUACCCUGGGUGAAACAGUCUACACCUAGAAGAGAUGGUACAAAAUGGGGUAGUUGCAGCAUCCUAACGCUCAGAACAGGGUCAACAAAAGUCAGGUCCAUGUAUUUUUCAUCCCAUCCACAAGCGACCCAGAUGAGGCAGCCAUGUUGGGUGCACUACGAAGGAUACACUGUGGAAGGCGAGUCAAACAACGGCCCAAUGCAUACAUGGGAAAACUGAUACUUGUGCUUAUAACAGCUUCCUAAAAUGCUUCCUAUGUAAUGUAAUCACUGCUAUGCUAUAAAAGCACAGAUCACUUAAACCCAAUGAAAGGAGUAAUUGAUCAAAACACCUAGUAAUACUCCAGUACAAGCAGGUGAGAUAGUCUGUGACAGCAAUCUGAAUACAUAUGCCUAGUAAUACUUCAGUACGAGCAGGUGAGAUAGUCUGCAAUAGUGAUCUGAAUACGUUUACUUGUUGAUGAGAAGGAGAGAGGAGGAAUCAAUUCAGAAUCGAUAACAGAUGAAGAUAUAACUAAUCAGUUGAAGAUCUAAUUAAUAACACGUUACUAUUGACUUUAAACUGGCCCUUUAUAACUAGACACUUCAUAUACUAGACACCCUAGCAUCCUAAAGGACUGGCGUCCUAACCUAUACUCAGCCACUGACAAGGUUCCGUACACAUUCAUAUGACUGAUCAUAGAGGACAAUAAACUACUUAUCCACCCACCUCCCUUUCUCCAUCACUUAGAGGGCCUUUUAGUGCAUAUGUAUUGCUAAUGCUUGUCCAUUUACUCCUUGUCCUCUUAUGUUGUCAUGAAGCACCAAUAUGUUCCUUGGUUUCCCCCGUUAGUUUGCUUGAUAAGAAAUGUUUGGAAAAAGUGAUAAUCUGAAGCAUUCUAUUUUAGCGUUACCAUGUUUAUGCCGCUAUUUUUGGGUCAUUGACCUAUAUGCUUGAUGCUCAUAUUAAUUCUUGCUGUCUUUUUGUCUUCAACCCUGGCAUCUUGAUUGAACGUGCCUUUUUAUUUACUUCUGUUUGUUUUUUGUAAUACUAUAUAAUCUGUUCUGUGCUCCAGCAUUAACACAUAGCAUUAAAGAAAUGUUGCUGUUAUAUUACUUGUGUUUUCUACUGUUACCAGUGGUUCCACAUUACCUGCUUGUGUACUCACCUUCUAUUACUGUUGCUGCUAUUGCCACACCAUUUAUUUCUUUUGUGAAAAAAAAUUAAUAAAACGUAUUUACCAUUGA
This is a messenger RNA of Pseudophryne corroboree (corroboree frog), 6348 nucleotides long. RefSeq names its product gastrula zinc finger protein XlCGF26.1-like. Gene Ontology annotation, biological process: regulation of transcription by RNA polymerase II. Bases 579 to 2069 code for a protein of 496 amino acids. Gene Ontology annotation, cellular component: nucleus. Lineage: Eukaryota; Metazoa; Chordata; Amphibia; Anura; Myobatrachidae. The record is from RefSeq and is a predicted model, not a curated record. The transcript is spliced from 3 exons. Gene Ontology annotation, molecular function: RNA polymerase II cis-regulatory region sequence-specific DNA binding; DNA-binding transcription activator activity, RNA polymerase II-specific.